AUGUCCGCCGUCGCACAACGCAUAUCCCGACCCGCGCGUCGCCUCUGCACACGCCUGCCUCCAUCCUCCUCCCGCACAUUCACCAGCGCCGCGCCCACCCUCCUCGCCACAGCGACCUCCCCAUCCUCCUCCUCCUCCUCCUCCAGCACCAGCAAGCCUCGCAAGCCGCUCACCCCCGAGCAGCGCGCCUUCCUCUCCUCCGCUCUCCGCGUCAACCAGGCCGGCGAACUCGCCGCCGUCCUCAUCUACUCCGCCCAAACCCCGCCCCUCGUGCGCGCCCACCCGCACCUCCGCCCGCUCAUGCAACACAUGCACGACCAAGAAGCCGGCCACCUCGCCACCUUCGAGUCCCUCCUCGCCCGGCACCGCGUGCGCCCGACCGCGCUGUACCCGCUGUGGUCCGCGCUCGCCUCGGGCUUGGGGUGGACCACGGCGGUGCUGGGCCGGGAGGCGGCGAUGGCGUGCACGGAGGCGGUGGAGACGGAGAUUGGCGGGCACUACAACGAGCAGAUCCGGACGCUGCUGGAGAUGGUGGCCGGCUGGGAGGCCGAGGGGUGCGAGGUCGGCCCGGAGUUCAAGGAGCUGAUUGGGACGCUGCGCAGGAUCAGGGAUGAGGAGCUGGAGCAUUUGGAUCAUGCGGUCGAGCACGACGCGAAGAAGGCGGAUCCGCACUGGCUGCUCACCGGCGUCAUCCGCGCGGGCUGUCGCGGUGCCAUCUGGGUCAGCGAGAGAGUUUGA
Molecule: messenger RNA, 738 nt
Organism: Cordyceps fumosorosea ARSEF 2679
Lineage: Eukaryota; Fungi; Ascomycota; Sordariomycetes; Hypocreales; Cordycipitaceae
Product: catabolite repression protein CAT5
Exons: 1
Coding region: 1-738 (245 amino acids)
Biological process (GO): ubiquinone biosynthetic process
Cellular component (GO): mitochondrial inner membrane
Molecular function (GO): 3-demethoxyubiquinol 3-hydroxylase activity
Source: RefSeq, a predicted model, not a curated record